This is a messenger RNA of Megalops cyprinoides (Indo-Pacific tarpon), 1579 nucleotides long. It is a transcript of the gene irf1b, whose product is annotated as interferon regulatory factor 1b. Gene Ontology annotation, cellular component: nucleus. NCBI's taxonomy places the organism in Eukaryota, Metazoa, Chordata, Actinopteri, Elopiformes, Megalopidae. The transcript is spliced from 10 exons. Bases 87 to 1010 code for a protein of 307 amino acids. Gene Ontology annotation, molecular function: DNA-binding transcription factor activity, RNA polymerase II-specific; RNA polymerase II cis-regulatory region sequence-specific DNA binding. The record is from RefSeq and is a predicted model, not a curated record. Gene Ontology annotation, biological process: immune system process; regulation of transcription by RNA polymerase II.
UCAGGAUACUUACGUCCUCUCUGAAGAGUGGAGUAUCUGCACUCGCUGUUAAGUUUCUCAAAGCAACGAUACACUGCAUCAGAACCAUGCCUGUGUCAAGAAUGCGAAUGCGACCCUGGCUGGAGGAUAGGAUUGAGUCCAGAUCCAUCUCUGGCCUGGUGUGGGUGGACAAGGAGAAGAAGAUGUUCUCGAUCCCCUGGAAGCAUGCGGCUCGUCACGGCUGGGAGAUGGACAAGGAUGCCAGCCUCUUCAUGCAGUGGGCCAUCCACACAGGAAAAUACAAGCCGGGACAAAGUGAACCAGACCCAAAAACAUGGAAAGCCAACUUUCGCUGUGCAAUGAACUCCCUCCCGGACAUUGAGGAAGUAAAAGACCGAAGUAUCAACAAAGGCUGUGCGGCAGUGCGUGUGUACAGAAUGCUGCAGAUUAACUCAAAGAAAAGAGAUAAGAAGUCAAGGAUAAGGGAGAUCAAACGCAAGAGCAAGGGUGCUGCUUCAAAGGUCAAGGUGGAAGAUCACGACUACAAUAAUGCAGCAGACCACAGCACCAGUGCAAGCAUGGGUGAGGAAUCCACACAGGAGAACACAGUGGAUAGCACUGAUAGGCCAGACCUCACAACAUCUCCAUAUGGAAAUGGGGAAGAGGCACCGGAGUGGUCUACCUCUAUGGAUAUACCUGACAGUACCAAUGAAAUCUACUCAAACUUCCAAGUGUCACCGAUUCACUCAACAGAUUUUGAAGAUGCAGAUGCAGCUAUCAUCGAGAUGGCACAACAGCUGGAGCAAGAUCAGUCGCAGUGGCAGCAAAGCAAUAUAAUCCUAAGCAAUGAAGUUGGCACAGAAUCUUACCACAGUCCGCAAAGUGAGUGGAGUGAUAACUCAGUUUCAGGAGAGGAAAUCGAGCUCAAGCUCUACACUGAACUGGGGAGAACCACAGAUCUUUUGAAUUUCCUUGAUCCUUGGAACAACAGUACUUUCAAUAGUUCACAAAUGUGCACCCUCUCCCUCUGAGUCCCCUAGCCUGAACAUCUGUAUAUACGUCUGUCACAAUACUCCUUUCUACUGACUCUGGGAAAUACAAACCUGCUGUGGAUGGCCGAACAUUCUACCCCAUGUUUGAGUACUGUAUAACAUGGUGUAUGGAAAACGGGAAGGCACACCUAAAUGUGAAUGACUGCAAAGCUACUGUACCUGGUUUUGUUCUUCAUCGAUAUUCCUUCCAUUGUCAAAUUCAUGCCUUUUAAACUGCUAGGAUAUGCCUGUGAAGUGAAGGUCUGUGUGCUUGUGUGUGUGUGUGUGUGUGUGUGUGUGCAUGUGUGUAUGAUACUCUUUGUGAUGUUGUUCAGAACCUGCCAGACAUUCUUUUUUAUAUUCUUCAUAUUUUUUUGCAUGAAGACACUUUACCACCACAGACAUUUAGGUGAAUCCCUCGUGUAAGCAUUCUGAUGCAAUCAAACUGGCAUAUAGGAAAGGGUGGGAAAAUAAGCAAUUUGAUUCUAAUUUGUUGCAUUACUCAUAAAGACAAACUAUAUUCCGUUACAUAUAACUUUUGCGGGUAUGUUGUGUGUUUAUUUGAAUAU